AUGCCCUCUUUAACUCGCUUUCUGGCCUUCUCAACUGUAGCGGUCUCCCUUGUAGGCAAGUAUUCCUAUUGUGGUUUGAUCUAUCCUGCCUUCCAGGGUGUUCCUGCCAGCAAUGCUGACCCGUAUAACUUCAAUGGGACAAGCACAGAUGCCAAUAGCAUUGCUUCGACUGCGUUUCGAGUUAACCAGAAAUCCGGGGCAACCACAAAUGCACCUCCCAACUUACCUGCCGCCAAUACCACCGUCACUGCUGUUGAUGGCGACAUGGUAAUCCCUGUGUCGCGCCGGAGUCUCUCCAGUAUCAGGACCAUCGAUAAUGACAUGUCCCGAAGAACGAACUCCGAUUAUGAGCAAGUUUUCGGAGGUACUGGGACUGAGUCUGAAGAUCGCGAUGCUGCGAUUAUCGGUACAGCUUAUUUGACUUACACCCUGGUCAGCAAUUCGACGUACAAUGUCGGCGACUGUCUUGCUUUCUGUGAUGCUACUGCCGGAUGCGUCUACUACGAAUUCAACAACGAGAUGUUAGACCAUGUCUACUCACAGCACUCCAACCUCAAAUGCGCUGCAUACGGAGAUGUGCAUUCUGCUGAAGAGAAGCUCAACUUCGGUAGUCAAUCCCUAUCCGGCACUCCCGAUGGUCCUUUGACAUACAUUCAACAAAGCAGUGGCUGGACAAGUAAAUCUUUUGGAGAUCCCUCGACGCCAGAGGGGUACGAUCCGCUCCCCGACUUGGGAGGUGCCAAUGAAGCUCCAGGGUACAUGGGUUUCGUCUUCUUGAAUAAAUACGAUGUAGACGCUUGUGCCGCAAUCUGCAACGCUCAAGAUCCUGACGACGUUGGCGGUUCUUGUAAAUAUUUCAAUAUUUGGCGAGCUGUUGUAGAUGGGGUUCCUACAACAUACACCUGUGCGCUGUACUAUAUUCCCGCCGACACGUCUACCGCCAUAAAUUAUGGUCAAGGCAAUCUGACUGUUACGCAGUCUAGGGGCUACAAACGCAUAACCUACGUUCUUGACGGAGGAUUUGAAGACUAUGCAUGCGAUGGGUUGUCAUUCUGCUACACAGAUACGACCGCAGGAUGGCUCGCAUCCUCCCCCAAGGAUGGAUAUUACGAUGCCUCGAUUUUUCACUACCAGCCAUACGCUCACAGUGGCGAGGCUGUUGCGUUACUUGGUUCUGCAACUGGUCACGACAAUUACUCUGGAAUGCUUACCUACGGUUCGAGUCUCUCAACGGAGGCAGGCGUAAGAUACGUUAUCGAGUUUUUCCAUUCUAGCUUCUAUUCUGGAAGAGAGGGGGAGGUGGAUGCGUUCGUCGAGGUGUAUUGGAAUGGUAGCCUUAUUGGGACCAUUCGUCCUGGUUACAGUCAGUGGAAGUAUUACAAGUUUGAGGUUGUUGGCCAAGGUAAUGACGAACUUUAUUUCCGUGGAGGUAAAGCGCCGAGUUACGACUUCAUCGAUGAUAUUUUUGUCAUGCAGGCUUGA
This is a messenger RNA of Lentinula edodes (shiitake mushroom), 1482 nucleotides long. RefSeq lists its product as uncharacterized. Bases 1 to 1482 code for a protein of 493 amino acids. Lineage: Eukaryota; Fungi; Basidiomycota; Agaricomycetes; Agaricales; Omphalotaceae. The transcript has 5 exons. The record is from RefSeq and is a predicted model, not a curated record.